Sarcophilus harrisii (Tasmanian devil) is the source of this 4332-nucleotide messenger RNA. RefSeq names its product prion like protein doppel (gene PRND). Lineage: Eukaryota; Metazoa; Chordata; Mammalia; Dasyuromorphia; Dasyuridae. Gene Ontology annotation, molecular function: copper ion binding. Gene Ontology annotation, cellular component: membrane. The transcript has 2 exons. Bases 33 to 656 code for a protein of 207 amino acids. The record is from RefSeq and is a predicted model, not a curated record. Gene Ontology annotation, biological process: protein homooligomerization; intracellular copper ion homeostasis.
CAUGCUAUAUAGUUGUUGUGUUACAACUGAUAAUGAACCAGUUCUGUGGGGAGACUUUUACUUCUUCUAAAUCCCAAGGCAACUUUUUACAACAACGAAUAAAAGGUUUUUAUACAAUGAGGACACCUUUGGAGACUUGGUGGAUAGCCAUUUUCUUCACUCUGCUCUUUAGCGACCUCUCCUUGGUCAAGGCCAAAGGUAUAAGGCAGAGGAACAAGUCAAACAGGAAAAGCUUGCAAACCAAUCGAGCCAACCCAACCAGAGAACAGCCCUCAAAGAUACUCCAGGGCACUUUCAUCAGGAAAGGCAGAAAGCUCUCCAUCAAUUUUGGGGAGGAGGGAAAUAGCUACUAUGAGGCCCAUUACAAACUCUUCCCUGAUGAAAUCCAUUAUGUUGGGUGCGCUGAGUCCAGUGUAACAAAGGAUGUCUUCAUCAGCAAUUGUGUGAAUGUCACUCACACAGCCAACAAGCUGGAACCCCCAGAAGAAAGAAAUUCAAGUGCUAUUUACUCCAGGGUGCUGGAACAAUUAAUAAAGGAAUUAUGUGCCCUCAAGUACUGUGAAUUUGGGAUGCAGAUAGGAGCUGGCUUUCGACUUUCUUUAGAUCAAUCCAUGAUGGUCUACCUGAUGAUUCUGGCAUUCUUUAUAGUAAAAUAAACAAACACAUUGACUGAGGAGGACAGAUUGGGUUGAACAAGCAAGCCACAGGCAAAAGACCUAGUUAUCCUAGACCUCCUUCUUCCCCUUUACAAACAAAACAAACUACCAAACAGUAGUGAGUGUUGUAUGCCAUAGACAAUGUGCUUUUUUGUUCCACAAAAGCGUACUCAAAAUAUUCAUUUCAUGCUUAAAAUAUUCCAUGCUUCUUACUCUAAUGUCCAUCAGGAUGCCUUUCAACUUGGACCCUCAAGGCUAGGCCAGCAGAUUCCAACAUCUGUCAGGUUCUACAAAGGUGUAAAGAAUUCAAGCACAGAUUUAGUGGCAGGUUGUAUCCCUAUCCAAGGACCAGGCUGGCUUAAUCUAAAGAGUCUCAGUGCUAGAAGAUUGACCACCAAAUGAUAACUUCUUUUGGUCAAUGAGGGAAACUAUUGAACGCUGUUAACAUGAUCUAGAGGAACUUCGAUCUGCCUCAGUAGGAGAUCCCAAUGAAACCACAGAUCUGUUGUAGUUACUAAAUGUAUACUUAACUCCAAAACAAUGACUUGUGAGCCUUUUUAAAGAAACUUUUCUCUAUUCAAUCUGGACCAGUUCCUUUUGCCACCAGAGAAAGAUGGUGAUGAGAAUUAUUAGGAAGAAACAACAAUGCUUUAAAAGAGAUACCAAUAGAUACUACAUGCAUUUACUGGGAAUGAGAGCACAGACAGUGCCAUCACAUUAAAAAUGUCAGCACCCCAAAAGACUAGCCCAUGGACUCCUAGUAGUUCAUGAAUUACAUAUGGAGAAAAUCCAAAGUAUCAAUUAUACUUUAAAGUAAGUUUGUUAUAAAGAGCAUGUAUAGGUAUACAGCUAUUGUUAUUUUUUUGAUGUUGGAUUGCCCACUAUUUGCAGUGUUCUUACCAAGGAUAAGCUAGAGAAAUACUUAAUGUUGAUGGUACCUCACUCUUCCAUUCUUCCAUAGCUCUUAUUCUUUCUCAUAUUUUUAUGGCAAAUGGAACAAUAUCUGACUAGGGAGAUGUGGGACAGUUAAGCACAAAAAAGACAAUCUCCAAUCUCCUGAAUGCCUGGCACACUGACAAAAGUAAUUGUGUCCACUAUUAACAAUUUAAUCAUAGAAGCAGAUGGUAUAGUCACUAUGUUCUAUGUCCAUAGCUUCUCUCUGAUUUAAGGGAGCAUCUGACCAUCAAAUCUAAUUGCAAAAGAACCUCUGUGGACUAACAGCUACUAGCAGAUAGCAGCUAGACUCUCUUGGUUCAUUUUGAUGCCCCAAUUAAAUGUCAUAUUUCUGAGAAAGAAAUGAACAUUUAUGGUUUGUGGCUGGAAUUUCUAGUCCUGGACAUAUCUCAGCAUUGGAGAGAACUGGUCUUUAGAGAAGAAAUAAUGGAUUUUUAAAAAAUCUCUAAAUGUUUAUAACAGUAAAUUGCUUCAAGCACCUUUGUACAGUAUAUUUCCUGAACUUGCUGCCUACUCUCAUUCUAAAAAUAUUAGCUUAGGAAAUCAGAUUUUAGAAGAACAACAGAUUUGACUUGGACAUUAUGUAUCUUAUGGCAGAAGAAAAAGUUUUUGAUCAGUUAUUUACAGUGGAAAAGGAUUUUAGUUGAGUAAUAGGCUGGAUUCAUAUCUUUGUUUUUCUACUUAUUGUAUGACCUGGGGUACAUAACCUUCCUUAGUUUCAAAUUCCUCAUCUGAGAAGUGAGGGCAAGGAUAUUUGCUCUAUCUUGCAGAAUAUUUGUAAAUAAGAUAUUUUUAAGCUAUUAAGUAUUCUAGAAGGGUAAACCAUUAUUUGCAGCAAAUUAGAGAUGCUCAGGUAAUGCCUAUAAUAAUUACAAAAUGCUCAUCUUGGCUCUAUUACCAUUAUCACCCCCUCCACACUUGUAAAGAGAGAGUAGGUUAAUUCUGUGCAUUCCUUUAGGGCCCUGAACUUUUGGAGCUAACUUAAAUACUUAAAUGGAUCCAGAAUGGGAUUGAUUUGGAGGUUUCUUCCAAUGAUGCAGUCCAUAACCAGAUAUAAGACUUUUGUUAACUCUACUUUACAGUCUUGCCUAUAAAUCAACUUUAAGCUAGCUGAUAAAUGUAACCAUAGAGUGUUAUCAAAAGUUUGUUAUAUCCUGAGGGAGAAAUCAUUAUUCUGUCACCUCCCCACUUGCAGGCCCCUCAGGAGAGGAUGGAUGUAUCUUUAGCUUUUCCCUGAUUGACCAGAUUUCACUAUCUCUAUCCAUGGUACUAGCAUUGAUGAGGAAACAAAGGUUUGUGGCCAUUGAUUUCUUUUAAAUAAAAGGGAACAGAUAAAUCAUUAACAGGAUGGAAAGUGAAAGGACAAAUGGUCACAGCUUGUAGGCUAUAGCAGUGGCCAUUGCCAAGUGCUUUUGAUCACAGAAGCAGAAAAUUACUUUUCUACUUGGAUUCCUUCUCACUCAUGGAAAGAAUGGAGAGAUAAGCCUUAAAGGAGUUGCUCAUUUAAAAGCAUAACAACUUUCCUCAACUCAGCUGAAGGGGAAGAAGGUAAUGUCUCUGAGGGGUGCUUGGAUUAUCUCACUGUAGACCUUAAUCAAGGCAACACUUACCCUCAUCAGCCUAAACCCCUGCAGUUCAGCUGUCUGCUACCAUCUUUCUGAAGAUAAAGGCUGGGGAGGGACAAAACAUAUGAGUUUUUGGCUUCCAAGGUGGAGAACAUUAUAUAAACCAAAAUCUGUCUCCCAGAAUUCUUCAGGCAAAAUCCUUCAAUCUCUCAGUUCUACAUCAGUGCUGAUGAAUUCUGGGAAAGUGUCAUAUACCCCUUGGCAAUACCAAUGCAAAUUUAUGUGAAUUAUAUAUUAACAUUUGUAUUAUACGGCAAUGAUUUAAAGAAGUUUAUGGUAAAGAUGAUGAAUGGGCAGUACAAUUUUCCAAACUUGAUUUGGUCCAGUUUUGCUUAAAGCUAGAUAUUGUUAGGUCUUGCCUCACAUUCUGAUGUAAAUAGGAAUUUCCCAAUGGGCAGUUUAUAUGCUCAAUUGUUAUAGGGAAUUAAUGCCAAGAACCACAGUUCAUUUAACAGCUUGUUCUGUAAGAUUCAGAAACGUGCUUUCAAUUAAGGGAGAACUGACAUGUGGUCUGUUCCCCUACAUUAGCCUGCACAUGCUCAUCUAGAAAGAACAUUUCCUUGGACUCCUCUCUUUUCCUUUAGGGCAAGAGCUAAUGGAAAUACUACCCCAAGGUGUGCCUGAAUACGUGUCCAAACAUGUAUAUCUGUGGUCCCCUAAAACCUAGAGCAAAUAAAAGGUUUAAUUUACUCUUAAUCCUACUGGUAAUGAGGCCAUAAAUAUUGGAUUCACUCCUAACCACCACCAAGUUUUCCUUUCAAAUGUCCAAGCCUCAAUAAAGGAUGGAAGCUUUCAAUAGGAGGAAAAAAUCUCAAAAGGUUUUCUGCUCCUCACUUGUCUGUCUGUCUGUCUGUCUGUCUAUCUAUCUAUCUAUGGGACUUUGGGACUUUUCCACUAUGUAAUCAUUGGGAAAACAUCAUCCUGCAAGAUUUCAUCACCAUGGGAACUCCAUCUUAUCAAUAUCUUCUAUUCUUCUGACUGGAGAGUGGGGCUAUAAACUCUAAAUAUUUCACUUAAAGAAGGAAUUCAGCUCAGAUCUUAUUUCUUACCUGGGAUAAGGUCAGGGUGGCAUUCUUUCUUAGUUUAAAAUAAAUAUG